ACUAAAAUGAAAGCAGCUUCCGAGCUCUCAGUCUUUCUCCACAAAACCAUCAAAUAAAUUUGGUCAUGGCUUUGUUUUUCAUGGCUACAUCUCUUAACCCGAAACCCAUUCCUCCUCCAUUCCUUAACCCAAAGCACAAGCACCCCUUCAAGCUCAUCUCUUUUAAGUCUUCUUGUAAAACGUUUGCUCAGUCAGAAGGACAAGGAGGGGGAGUCAAAGAGGAAGAACCCCCUGCUUCUUUCUCUGGAUCUUUGUCUUCUACACGCACACAACUGGAUCUCUUGGAACAACUAAGUUCUACUAGCUCUGCUGUUGAUGGUAUGCGAAUCUUAUCCCUAGAUAAAUGCAAAUGUAUUAUGCAUUUCUUUCUCAGAAAAAUGACUAGAUGGAAGAACAGUACAAUUUGUAAAAUUAAGUGA
This is a messenger RNA of Durio zibethinus, 419 nucleotides long. Lineage: Eukaryota; Viridiplantae; Streptophyta; Magnoliopsida; Malvales; Malvaceae. The record is from RefSeq and is a predicted model, not a curated record.